AUGGCGCCGGGCUCCCUCGGCUGGAAGGACGGCCUGAGGAUAUACGUGCAUCAGAGGCGCACCGCGGGGGAGGGGUACGACGACUCGCUGGCCCGCGCCGUGCUGAAGCGGCCCAAGACGCCCGACGCCUGGCUGGCGCUCCUGAUCAAGGAGGAGGCGGAGGCCGGCGACGUGAGAUCGACGGAGAGGACUGGCGCGAGCAUCGGCGGCAGGGAGAUGGUGGAGGUGACGAUCUCGCACCUGUACAGAUGGGCCACCAAGGAAGUGCCCUUCGAAGAGAACAGGGCGGAUCCGGCGUACUGGGACCUGCAGAUCGGCUACGCGAGGCGGCUGUGGGGCAGAGAGCGGACUGGCCGGACGCUGUUCAAGGACUUGAUCUGCGAGAGCAAGGGGAGAUACGCUCCCAUAUUUCUUGAAUGCGCUGGGCUGUAA
This is a messenger RNA of Ostreobium quekettii, 432 nucleotides long. The record is from the annotation of a GenBank genome assembly. Lineage: Eukaryota; Viridiplantae; Chlorophyta; Ulvophyceae; Bryopsidales; Ostreobiaceae.